GACGAGACAGAGGAGCACGACGAGGGCUGCGAGAGGAUGGAGAAGGAGCGCGCGGCAGGCUGCUACCGGGCCUACGAGGGUCUCAAGCCUGCUAACAACGGCAACACCUCUUCUCUCAAGCGACCUGGACAGACACCCGUGGGCCCAACGCCCAACUCCCAGGUGCGCUGUCUUUGCUUCGGUAGCGUACCCGAGAAAGCCAGUCGGCACUCCUUUCUCAAGGGCUUCCUCGUUAAUCUGGCUAUAUGCGCCAUACUGGUCCUCUACACUCUCCUCGGCAGCUUCAUUUUUCUUUAUAUCGAGGGUCCGAGCGAGAUGCCCCAGCAGAGGUUUCUCGCCACUACAAUACCAGAUCAAGGUCACAACGCGGGAAGGAAGAACGUCAGCUGGCUCAUGCAGAUAAACGAAGCUCGAGCUCAUACUGUAGAAAAUUUAUGGAUUACCACUGAGAAAUUAAAUAUAUUAUACCAUGAAAAUUGGACCAGACUCGCAUCUGAAGAACUAGCUCGUUUUCAGGAACAAGUUGUCCGAACUUUAACAGAUAAUUUAGAGACUGUGAAACAUUCGAUAACUCGGGUAAACAAUGACAACGUUACUGAAAAGAAAUUGAUGGAUUACGAAUGGAAUUUUGCGAGAGCAUUCUUCUAUUCACUUACUGUACUCACUACGAUCGGUUAUGGUAGUAUUGCGCCACGCUCGACACUGGGCAAGGUAGUGACGAUGGGCUACGCAUUCGUGGGAAUCCCUCUAACGCUUAUCUACCUAUCGAGCGCCGGCGGACUCUUGUCAAGAUGCGCCCGGGGAGUCUUCACGAGGACUCUUUGCUGCUGCCUUUGCUCCAAUUGUGGCUACUGCUGCUACGACGAGAGGCGGAUGCAGGUGAGCGAAAAGGAAAGGCGCAUGAAGAAGAGGCGGCAACAGGAGGAGCUUGCCCAGCAACAGCAGCAGCUGCAAUUGCAGGAGCCAUUCUAUGUGAGGGCGAACGCCUCGGCGUAUUCGAAUUCGAUCGAGAUCAAGGCUAGUCCUAAGGACGAAGUGUCAAGCCUCAGCUCCGGCGAUCGACCGAACGUCACGAUACUCGCACCGAUUAGCAUCUGUCUCGGUGCCAUGUUCUGCUAUAUUAUUGCCGGGGCGUUCACCCUUCACAAACUCGAAGACUGGACUUUUACAGAUGCCAGCUACUUUUGCUUCAUGAGCCUCAGUACGAUCGGCUUUGGUAAUAUGGUGCCGGGCUCGUAUCCGAGCUACAACACCCUCGAGGCGCGCAACGUCACGGUUUGGUUCUGCUCGUGCUACAUAAUGUCGGGCAUGGCUCUAACGGCCAUGUGCUUCAAUAUCCUGCACGACGAGAUCGUGCACAGGCUGUCGCAUCAGUCGGAGAAGCAGGAGCCGGCGAAGACGAGCUCGAACGUCGACGAGCUGUCCGGCGAGCCCUUCGCUAUGACCUCGUGACA
Molecule: messenger RNA, 1454 nt
Organism: Ceratosolen solmsi marchali
Lineage: Eukaryota; Metazoa; Arthropoda; Insecta; Hymenoptera; Agaonidae
Product: TWiK family of potassium channels protein 18
Exons: 5
Coding region: 37-1452 (471 amino acids)
Biological process (GO): potassium ion transmembrane transport; stabilization of membrane potential
Cellular component (GO): plasma membrane
Molecular function (GO): outward rectifier potassium channel activity; potassium ion leak channel activity
Source: RefSeq, a predicted model, not a curated record